Molecule: messenger RNA, 864 nt
Organism: Micropterus salmoides (largemouth bass)
Lineage: Eukaryota; Metazoa; Chordata; Actinopteri; Centrarchiformes; Centrarchidae
Product: ribonuclease Y-like
Exons: 2
Coding region: 87-548 (153 amino acids)
Source: RefSeq, a predicted model, not a curated record
CCUCAUCAGCGUGUGAUGCCUCAUCAGCGGGUGAUAAUACAGCUAAAUUGGGCCAAUCCUGUUUUUUUUCUCACUCCUAUCUUCCCAUGGCCUUGGUUUGUGGCUUUGUUGGCCUGGCUAUUGGGGGUUUGAUAGCCAUCGCUGUUGUGUGUAAAUGGAAACGUGACAAAGCUUCACUUCAAAAUGAAUUACAAAAAAAGAAGAAAGAACUACAUGACAUGUCAGAGGUGUUUACCACACAGAAGACUGAACUGGAGCAACAGAGAGAUCGACUCAGAGGAGAACUGGAGGAAAUUGAGGCAGAGAAAGAGGAGAACAAGAAGAAGCUUCAGUCAGUGGAGACUAAAAUAACAGAGAAAGAAAUGACAUUUGAGAAACCAGAGGAAUUAUUAAAAGAAAAGGAAAACCUAUUACAGGCUCAGUGGAAAUUGGACAAGAAAAAGAAAAACUGUGAGAAACCAAAAAUGUACAUAGAGAAAUUGCUGGAGCCAUUAGAGCUUCACUUUAGUAGAAUUAACAGGAGGGAUGUUCAAAUAUGGUUAGAUUAGCCGAACAGACACAAAGGUAAAAACAAUCAGAGCAAAAUUGGCUUAAGUCCAACAGGUGAGGCUGAACAGAUAAAGUUCACAAACAUUUCAUUGCUCACAUGUAAAACUACAGAAAAAUGAAUUCAUGCUUGCUGGGACAAUUUGAAUGAGAAUCACUUUCACUUCAUGUGCAGCUGAAUGGUCUACAUUUAUGAUGGAUCUAAUGAGAUCAAUUAAUCAGUUCAGUUCAGCCAAUGUGUUAAAAAUAUGUAUUGUAAUUUGUUUGUUUGGCAUCUGUAUUUCAUAAUAUCACUGUCUGUUUUUUGUUCAAGAUCAG